Pelagomonas calceolata is the source of this 2346-nucleotide messenger RNA. NCBI's taxonomy places the organism in Eukaryota, Pelagophyceae, Pelagomonadales, Pelagomonadaceae. The record is from the annotation of a GenBank genome assembly.
AUGGGCCGCGAGAAGGCCGCGCGCAAGGCCCACGGGGCCCUCAAGACCCAGUCCUUCACGGGCCCCGGCGCGCGCCAGGCGCUGGGCCAGUCUAUUAAAUCCAAACUGCACCUGAGCGCGGACGAGCAGAAGCUCGCGGACAAGGGCCACAUUUUGGACGAGAAGGGCGACGCGUGGUGGCGUCGGAUCGGCUACGCUGAUUCUAGGGAGGAGUUCCUGAAGUUCUGGACAGCUUUAAGGCCGGAGUUCCGCGAGGGCCCCGUGCCGCCGCCCGACGGGACCACUUGUAAAAGGUGCAAGAUGCACGUCAAUCUCAGUCGAAAACCUGUGACGCGCAACAACGUCCACCGCUCGCGCAAGAACUGCGACGGCGGCUGCUGGGGCCAGGAGAGCGUCACGCUCAUCAGGUUGUGGUGCGAGACACAUGAAUUAAGGGCUGAAGAUACGAAGAAGACCUUCGGCACGUAUUCGCGGGAGGCCCAGGGCUGCCCCUACCAGAAUAAGGACGUCGUGCCGUCCGAAGCGCUGGAACAGGCUCUUAAGGGUAGGGGAGAGCUGUGCCAACACGGCGAGGCGUGGGCGCGGAGAAUCGGCGCCUCGGAUGACCCAGACAAAUUAAAAGCGUUCACGGCGCUGUGGUGGGACCUCGCGCCCCAGUUUAGGAGUUGGGACGUGCCACCGGACGACGGGCGGAAGUGCGCGCAAUGCGCGUGCAUUUUUCGUUUGGGAUUUUAUCGAGGGACGAAGUGGCGCGACCGGUGCGAGUGCAACAAGGGCGCCAAAAGAUUAGCGGACGAGUGGAAGCUCAUGGGCUACGAGUGCUACCAGAAGGGCCUGCGGGAGAAGGAGCUCGUGAAGCCCGUGCAGCAAGCUCGCAAGAAGAAGGACGCGCCCGCCUCGCCGCGCAUCGAGGCCGUCGCGCCGGACGUAGCGAUCGACGAGCUGGAGCUCCACGUCAAAGAUGGUGAAAUGAAGGAGGAGCCCUCUCCGGUCGUUGUGAGGAAGAAGAAGGCAAAAAAAAAGACGAACGUGGACCUCGCGGCGCAGCUCUUCGCCGGGCCGCCGCAGGCGCGGGAUUUGGUUGGUGUUGCUGGUUCCGUUGAGACGGCGCCUCCACCCACAGAGAGUCCCUGGGCGGCGCCACCGCUUUCACCAGCGGAGGACCCGCCGCUGCCGUCAAAGCCGCCACAGCUGCCUUCACCAGUACGCCCGCGCCAGAACUCGUGGAACCCCGCCGAGGACCCGCCUCUGCCAGAGCCCGGAGCGCCGCCUCCACAGCCCCCGGAGCCGAUCCCGAGCGCCAUCUACGAGCCGCCGCCUGCGCAACGUGAGGAGCCCAAGAAGACGGGCACGGUCAUUUGGUUUCAUCCUAUAAAAAAUCAGGGCUUCAUCAAGCCCGACGACGGGAGCGCGGACAUCUGGCUCCACGGCGACGGCGUGCGGCCCGGCGUCGUCCUGAAAAAAGAUGAUAGGGUCUCGUACCGCGAGGAGGUGUAUGGGAGGCAGGCCCGGUUGAAGGCUGUCGAUGUGGGCAAGUACCGGCCCGCAGCGAAGCCGACGCGGCAACGUUCGCUGCGCGCGCCGCCGCCACAGUUCGACGCGGCUUUGGAAAGGGCGCUGGCGGAGUCCGCCGACGCCUACGCGCACCACCAGGCGCCCCCGACCGCGAAUGACGAAGACGACGAGCUGCAGCGCGCUUUAAAGGCCUCGGCCGACGAGUUCGCGGACGAGCAGCGCCGCCGCGCGGCACAGGACGAGCAGCGGCGCCGCGCGGCCCAGGCGGCAGCGCCAGCGCCGCAGUACAACUCGGCGCCGGCGCCACAGUACGACCCGCCCUACGUGCCUCCUCACGAGCCGCGGCGGUCCCUCGCGGACCUCGCGGGCCCGCCCCAUAAUAAUGGAUACGCGCACGUCGACGACGAUCUGGCAAGGGCCCUCGCGGCGUCGCGCGAGGCCGAGGAGAUCGACGCGCGGCGCCGCCGCGACCUCGCGGCCGCCGAGGAGCGGCUCCGCGCGGCGCGCCUCGCGGCGGCGCCGCCGCCGGCCGCGCCGCCGGCGCCGCCGGGCCUGCCGCCCGGCUUCGGCGGGGGCCCGCCGCCGGGCCUGCCGCCGGGCCUCGCCGGCUUCCCGGCCGCGCCCAAGCUCCCGCGCGACCCGCUCGCGGCGUUCCUGGAUGGGGCCGGCAUGGGCCGCUACCUCGGCCUCUUCCGCGACGAGGAGAUCCGGACCCUGGAGGACUUCCGCCUGCUGACGGCCCAGGACCUCCACGACAUCGGCCUCCCGCCGCACGACGCCGCCGUGCUCCACCAGCGCACGGCCGCGCACUACCUCGCGAACGGGCUCUAG